Wyeomyia smithii (pitcher-plant mosquito) is the source of this 1080-nucleotide messenger RNA. RefSeq lists its product as uncharacterized. The transcript has 5 exons. The record is from RefSeq and is a predicted model, not a curated record. NCBI's taxonomy places the organism in Eukaryota, Metazoa, Arthropoda, Insecta, Diptera, Culicidae. The coding region runs from base 184 to 1026 and encodes 280 amino acids.
AAAAUUGUUUACUUCCUGGUUUGACCUGACAUAAAAUAUGACCUGAAAUUAAAAAAUAAGUUAUUGAAUUCUGCGAGGGGGCUGCCAACAUCUGGCCCAGCUGGCGCGAAAUCCGUCAAGCUUCUGGUUUUCCAAUAAAACACAAGUGCUGUGGUAAGAUAUUAUUCAGUUGUUUACUAAAAAAUGAGCAGAUCGUUUGUAUUACUUCUCGCUAUCGCAGGCUUGGCAUCUGCUUUGUCAGGAUGUGAUCAGCCAACAAAGCACUAUACUACUAUGGGAUGUACUCCCAGUGAUGAACAGAAUGCACGAGGUUGUCCCGUAAGCUACAACUGUCCGAGCUUGACCAACCGUCAGUCCGGUAAAUGUUAUCUAUUUGGAAAGGUCUACGGGCUUAAUGAUCACGUUCCGGACGGAGAAACGGCGUCCACAUGCGUCGCUAAUGUGAACUGUAUUAGUGAUGGACGUUCUGGUGCACAUUUCGUCUACGCGCAUAAAGAUUGUGCCGAUUUCCUCCAACCUCGCAUCGAAAACUGCGUGCGACAGUACGAGCUUGGCCACUGCUGUUCAACGGGGGACGUUUGUGAUGAUGAUCGCAACAAACUGUCGAAGUGUACCCUGGCGGGACAUUCCUACUACGAAGGCGAGCGAAUAAUAAUACCCGGUAAUCCUUGCCGGCACUGUAUUUGUGCAGCUGGGUUUGAUGAAAACAAUUUAUCCAAUUAUGGAAAUUGCGUCGAGCAAAAGUGUACGUUCGAGUUGGUAGGAAAAUUGAACGGUGGAGCCAUUCCUGUCUACAGAGAUGGCACCUGCUGUCCGUGGGAAUGGAGGUUGCCUGUUUCUACCGAUAAACUGGUGAAAAGUGACAUAGCUGUUGACGAUCCCAACCUCCAGUGUAAAUAUGGAGACAUUACAAUGCAUGUAGGAGAAUCGCUGGAACCUAUCACUACUUCAGCUGGAACAUUGAAGUGCAGCUGUGCUAUUCCCCCACUCGCGCAUUGCAAAUUCGAGCAAACAGUUUCUAAUUAAUUAUCAUUUUCACUGUUCCAUAAUAUUUGUCAAUAAAAUAAACUUGAGAAACAU